This is a messenger RNA of Beta vulgaris subsp. vulgaris (sugar beet), 1094 nucleotides long. Its product is annotated as late embryogenesis abundant protein. The transcript has 2 exons. The record is from RefSeq and is a predicted model, not a curated record. The coding region runs from base 182 to 853 and encodes 223 amino acids. Gene Ontology annotation, biological process: response to water. NCBI's taxonomy places the organism in Eukaryota, Viridiplantae, Streptophyta, Magnoliopsida, Caryophyllales, Amaranthaceae.
AUGCAUGCACGGUGCAACAUUAUCCAAAUUGUGCACAUCUCUAAGACUCUAAACCCUAUCUUUAAACUAGCACAAAAGAAAACAAACAAAAAAGCUUGCAAGUAUUCAAAUUUGAGAAUUUCAUAGCCAAUUUUAUUUUAAUUCAGUAGUGUUUUUUUUUUUUGGUUUGUUUUGUAAGAAUAUGGCGGCACAUCUAAGAGAUGAAUAUGGCAACCCAGUGCAGCUAACAGAUGAGCAUGGACAUCCAGUCAAGCUUACUGAUGAACAAGGCAACCCCAUGCAACUCACUGGUGUUGCGUUUACGUCGUCCGAAACCACUUCCUCUAUCCCUGCCGCUAGCACUCCCGGUGUUGGGAUGCAGUCCACGGCUUUUGGAGAUGCGGUGCAUGGCCGUGAAGGCGGACCACAUGGCCAUGGGACUACUCUGAGAGAGGUGGUACAUGGACACGAAGCCGGACCGCCUGGGCCUGGGACGCUUGGAGCUGCUAUGGAAGGUGGACAGUACCAGCCGAGGAGAGAGACGGAGGAGAUUGGUGGUGUUGGUGGUGGUAGUGGAGAGAUUCAACGUAGUGGCUCGAGCUCUAGCUCUACCUCGUCGGAGAGUGAAGGACAAGGUGAAGGGCACGUACACGAGGGUGGGAGAAGGAAGAAGAAAGGAAUAGGAGAAAAAAUCAAAGAGAAGCUGAUGGGAGGGAAGCACAAGGACAAGGAUAACAAGAACGUAGAACAGACUGUUAGCACCACCAUGACCACAACUACGACUACGAGCAUCGAGCAUCACGAGGACGAGCACGAGAAGAAAGGGUUCAUGGACAAGAUAAAGGAUAAAUUGCCCGGCACGGGUCACCACUAGGCGUAGCUUUUGUCAUUGUGUAACUUAGGGGUGUUUUAUGUACAGGAGAUAUGAUGCUUUUGUUGUUGAAUAAUCAUCAUGCGCAUCCACUACAUUUGCGCAGGGUUUAUGCUUCAAGACUCAUGUAGCUAGGUGUCUUUCUCUUUUUUUAGUGUCUUGUUGUGGUGGUGUAAGAUGAUUUUGCUUUAUGUUUAUUUGCUUGCAUUGUCGAUGGUUGGCUAUACAGGUUAAUAUUGGACGA